Messenger RNA from Dermacentor albipictus, 5365 nucleotides. RefSeq lists its product as uncharacterized. NCBI's taxonomy places the organism in Eukaryota, Metazoa, Arthropoda, Arachnida, Ixodida, Ixodidae. The record is from RefSeq and is a predicted model, not a curated record.
CCUUAUCUGUUGCGUGCUCGGUAUCGCCUGCCGCCGUGCCUAACACGUUGCGGUCCGUGCAGAUCUCUCGCAGACGAGAUAUGUCGGCUUUCGGCCGCUGGCGAUACCGUUGAUGUUGGCCCCGGCGAGUAAAAAAAAAAGAAUUUGGCUCGGCAGAAACCACAACAGGCGAACGAACGGCCACUUGUUGCGUUCAGGCUUACGUCCCUGAUGCGUGGUGGGCCGCGUAAAUUCAAAUUGGUCCCUCUUUUGUAACGCGAGCCGUAUGUUGCGAGGCGGCUUGCGCACGGCUUCAGGCCAGUGUAAGAAAGCGUUUGCUGUUGAGCGACGUUUCUCUGCGCCGAUCGGCACAAAUCGCGUUUCGGCCUUCCUUUACGUAACCUACUAGCGUACACCGCUUUGUUUUCAACGUCGUUCGUGACGUUCCUUUUCAUUUUUUUUUCAUUUAAGCUAAUAAAACGUGUCCUGCCUGGCCGAAAUAAAUUUCGCGACAAGUGGUUCGCCUGAAAUUUCUCUCGAACCGUGAAUAUGCGAUGCCAGUGUAGGUUAUUCAAGUUGCCUUGCGUCGUUACUCGGCACAUUAAAGUGUGCUACAGACACUUUGGCCAACCAUGCUCAACGGAAGCAGCAAGUCACGUGAGACGCUCAAGGAGUUUCUCCGGAAGCGGGUCGAAUCGCACCCGGGCAUCUCUAUCCAGAAGCUGACCGGCCACCUGUCGCAGCUUCCCGCCGACAUCCGCAUGAAGUACGGCGGCAAUGUUGAUUCCAUUCGCAGGGUGCUCGAACAGUUCCCCGAGAUCUUCAUAAUCCGCAACCACGAUCAGGUGCAUGUCUCGACUUCGAAGGCCUCCAGCAAACAGGCUGGAACGUCGUCGUCUGCCGGGGGUAGUGACGAUGAAACCACCACGUUAACUGGCGCGAAAGGAAAAGUGUAUCGGCUGUUCAAGACUUACGGGUUCAUUUCUGUGCAGCAUCCAAUUAGCACAAGCGUCUACUUCAGCCUGCGCUCGUUUGAAAACGGACAGCAUUCAAGUCUACUUUCGUCUGGCCUUCAGCUCGGUGAUGGUGUUGUUGUUGAUGCGGAGGUGGGUCCCAAUGACUGUGAGGCCAAGUUUCGCGCUAGCCGAGUGUCGCGUAUUAAGGGUGGAAGCGCAGCUUCGCCGUCUGAUUCGUCAUCGCCAGCACCACAGACUACAGUGUUUACACCGCUUGUGAACAGAAUUGGUGCCAUAGAGACCCUAAAAGAUGAGUUUGGUUUUAUCAAAUUGGAAAAAGAACAGGAAUGUGCAUUUUUUCAUGCGGCCGAAAUAGAAAGGUAUCUUGGGACAGCUGUGCCUGCGCUGCCAGAAGUGCUGGCAGUCGGGGACAAAAUUCGUUUCGAUGCCGACCUCAACAAAAACACAACUGCGAGGGCCAAGUGGGUGGUGACUACCAUACACAACAUACAAAAUGUGCCUCCAUGCAAUUCUGGAAGUGAGACUGAAGGCAGUGAAAUCGCUCCAGGCACCAUCAUCAAGCGAGACGGACUGAUACAAAUGGUUAAACCUGAGUUUGGCUUCAUCAAGUUUGGUACUAACUACCGUGACCGUGCCUUCUUUCACCUCAACAAUGUAGUGAUGCCUCCACGCGACACAAUCAAGAGCCUGCCCGAUGUGUUUGCCAUCAAUGACCGAGUGCUCUUUGAAGCCAAGCCGAGCCAGAAGCCUUCCGAGAAGGUCAAAUGGCAGGCAACGACAGUUUGGCUUAGUGAGUUUGGGUCUAAAGGCGAUGGCCUCGAUUCCGCCGAUGAAAGUGGUAAUGAGGUCUUCCUCUCGGAUGAUGAGUCGGACAUUAUGGACCUGAUACAGGUGCGACUGGCUGCUGACACUGACAGUGAGACGGAGGAUGACAUUCUAGGUGCCGGCUCGAAGCUACCUUGUGCCUCUUCGCACACAAUAGUUGAUGGACUGAAGCAGUACUUGCAGGGUCCUGUUAGUCCUGAUCUAUUGCCGAUAUCAAAGGACCCCAAACAUUUGUUCAGCGACUUUCACAAGGAUGACGGCUUUAGCCAGGUGCCCCAGGCAGUUGAGCCAUAUAUUGUCAUCUAUCGUGGUGCCACUGGCUUUGUGACAAACGUCACAGACUAUAGUGCUACUGUAGAAGUCCAUGACCAAGCAAAUUCUGUGGAGCCGAAGAAGGUGGAUUUCCUCAGUAGUGUUUUUUAUCGUGAUGGGGAGCUGUGUACAAAGGGACUAUGUCAAGUGCUUGGGAAAGGAGACGCAGUGGCGCUGGACUUCAUGGUGGGGAGCAACGGACCGCAUGAGGAGGUGCGGUGUGACCUGGUGUGGCAAGGGUUGCGGCCUGAGGGUGUCAUUCAGAUGAGUGCGGAGGAGUUCUGCCGUCGGCUUAAGAUCAAGGUGCCCCCCGUGCGUCACCAAGGGUCCUUGUAUGAGGACUUUCAGCGAGAAAUGCAGGAGGCAGGCCACCGCAUGUCUGCGCACCCAAGUGUGUCGGACAUCAACCCACACCGGCGAAGAAACAACCACAGUCCACCAUCUUUUGCACCGACGUCCAGCGAAGCAUCCCCAUCAUCACCAUCGGGGAGCAUUCAUGGGGACCAUGCUAUGCCUAAUGGCAUUUGUGUUGGAAAUACUCUGGCAACCAGCUCGUUCUUUUCCAACGACAUAAGUGAAAGUGUGCUUCGUCGUGUUGCCAGAAUCAUGGCACAAGAACUUCAUGCGCUGCAGCAACAGGACCGGUUGGCGAAGGGUGCGGUUCGGGACGUGAGCACGCAGACCACAGAACGCGGUGUUCGUCCACUUCCGUGAGAAGACUCCAACACCAGGAGGACACUUCAAAUCAAUAUGGCACCGGUGCUCUCCCGCGUGCUUGACGAGCAUUGGCAUUACCGUCGUCACAUCGUGCCUUGAAAAGUGGGAAAAAGAUUUUGUGUAGUUGCCAUGGUUAGUUGUGCCUUGGGGGAAUUUUUGGUGUGACAUUGAAAUGGGAGGAACCUGGUUCCAUGGGCCUGCUUCCUUUUCUUUUUCUUUUUCUUCUCUUUCAUUCCUGAUGCAAUUAUCUCGGUCAUGCGGUGUUUUGCCCGCUAACAAUUCUACGAGAACUAGUACUCUGUCACUGAUGACUUAUUGUGUUUGCAAGAUUGGCUGCCUUCAGUGUUGGAGUUGCAAGCCGCAACUUUUCAUGGAACCACCAACACUAAUCUGUGCGUUCCACGUGAAGUAGCAUGGUUUGAUGUGUGUGUGUGCGUGUUGUUUUCGAGGGUGUAUGGAGGAGGGGUAGGGUGGGGCAGUUUUCAAGAUAGGCAACCCUCGCUGUUGAAGUUGUGUUCAAGCAGUGAAUUGAACCAGCAAAGCGUUUCCUGUUCUGUAGUUCUCUGCUCUGUACUAAUAAGCAUGUAUUACUCAAUGAUCACUGUCAGGGUCAUAGCAAAUGAAUUGUCCAUAAGAUGAGUAAGUUUCAUUGCAGUGUCUUUGGCUGCUGUGUCAAAAGAGAUGAGGAUAUUGUUCGCAUGAUUGGCUAGCAUUGAGUUUGUAACUGCACAUAAACUGUUGGUAUAAGGCGCUAAAUUAUAGCCGGCACAAUGCACACGAAGUUGGGCAGAUAAGCACAUAAUUUGUGACGCUAACUGCGAUUUUUAAAAAAUCUUUUGUGAAGAAAGUGAAAUUAGCAUAUUUCAUAGAGGGUAUGAGGUCAUGUCAGGCCCUUUAAGUGUGUAGUUGACUUUAUUGGCUGCUUUGGCAUUUCGGAGUUAUUGGCAUUUGAGGAGUUAGAGGAAUGAAGACAUCUAUUUAUGAACUAGUUCUGUGUCAAACACGCACAAGUAUAUAUUUAAAUAUACUGGCUGACCUCAGUGUCGAAAUUUAUCUGAAUGGGAAAGAUGAAAUAGGAGAAAGGAUGAAAUAGUAAAACAUUUGAUGAGCAUAUUUCAGUGUGAUGUAGAUAGGCGUAUAUUUCACGAGUUCGACAGCUGUCGGUGCUUUCGUUUGUUAGUAUACUGUUAAUAAGAUGAGUGAAAUAUUCGCUACAGUUCGCAUAAAAUUUGCUCUCUUGUGUGCACAUGAAUGACAAUAUUGGUCACCAUUUAUGAUGGCAUUGCAAGCAGAUAAAAUUGGUAUCAAUAAUAUGUAUAAACGUAUCUUAUGCGAAGUAAUACUGUUCUAAAUAUAACUGAGCACGUAGUUUACAGUAGUAGCUCUCACCUGUACAACAUUAUUAGCGAAUCACUUAUGGAUUUAGUAAAAUUUGGCUGCUAAUGGUGUAAUAGAACACCAGAUUCUGAGGGUUCUGUGGUCACUGUUUUUUCUGCCUAGCCUGUUGUUUGCUGUUUGCAGUCUGCGUCAAACCAACUAACUCAACAAUGCGUUUUGAGCGUGUGACGAAAUUACUUGAUGUAUUUCAUCUGCUGUAAAGUCAUAAUUUGCUUAACAUUAUUAAACGUGUAGUUUAUAAAUAGUGGCUGCUUUCUGUGUUAAAAUUACUAACGAACUGCUUAUACAACUAUUAAAGUUGGCCUGCAAAUGGUGUUCGAGAACUCGCAAGUCUUAAAGGCUUCUUUGUCAUCCUAUCUUCUUUGUCCGGUCUGUUCGCUUUCACCAUUUGCACUCAGCCGAACUUGAUAACUCAGCAGUGCAGUUUGGUGAAAUUAUUUGGCAUUACUCGGCAUAUUUCUUUUUCUUUUGUUGUGAAGUCAUACUCUGCUGUACAACAGGGAGCAAGUAGUUUUUGAUCAAAUCAAAUCAUAUUUUUUUUUGGCUGUUACCAGUGAUGAAGUUUCAACUUUACUGUGAAUGAAUUGAGUGAUGUUGAUUGACGUGGAAGCAGGCGUGCAUGGAACCAUGUUCCAUCUUGUUCAUCCUUCUUUUUUUCUUUUUGGUACUCACUUUUAGAUUUUAUUCGUGACAGAAGUCUUGCUGGCAGACAGUCAGGCCUUUGGUGUGCUUGUUAAACACGCUCCAUGGCGAUCCUCCCCGCACCAUGUGCCAAAAUGUGAAUCGAACGAUGAGGAGGCAGACGUAAUUUUGCAGGCCAGAACGUUGAGUCGGGAUUCCCAAAUGUGCUUUCACACAACGCCAAGAUCUUUAUUGUUUUUGUUUUAUUUUCUACAAUGGGUGUUGUUAUAGGCUUGCGACGUAUAUGGAUUUUCUUGCUCUACAUUAAUUUCAGAUUUGUACAGACUUCUACAUUGUACAACAAUAUUGUUAUUUUUUUCUUCCUUUUUUUUUUUUACAGAAUGAAUUUCCAAAGUGCUCAAGAUUGUAAGGUUCCAAUGAUAUGUGCAUGUUUUUUUUUAAGCAUUGACAUGUGUUGUCUUUACUAUGUGACAUGAGAACGCUUGUGUGUUAAAUAAAGGUGAAACCUCCAUGUC